Carassius carassius (crucian carp) is the source of this 2657-nucleotide messenger RNA. Its product is annotated as adhesion G-protein coupled receptor G5-like. Gene Ontology annotation, biological process: cell surface receptor signaling pathway; adenylate cyclase-activating G protein-coupled receptor signaling pathway. Bases 357 to 2300 code for a protein of 647 amino acids. The record is from RefSeq and is a predicted model, not a curated record. The transcript has 14 exons. NCBI's taxonomy places the organism in Eukaryota, Metazoa, Chordata, Actinopteri, Cypriniformes, Cyprinidae. Gene Ontology annotation, cellular component: membrane. Gene Ontology annotation, molecular function: G protein-coupled receptor activity.
GACUGCUUUUUUUCAUGCUGCCAUGUAAUUGACUCUCGGAGUGUUUCUAUGAGAUUGUUGUCGGAGUGAGAGUAAGGUUGCCUUCUCUUUCAGUAGAAAUAAUACUGUAACACGAGCGCCUUCAGUUCAGCUUUGACGCACUCUCGGAGACGUGCGCGAGAGAGUCACUUGCGUUUAUCGCUCAUCCAAUCGUUUUAUUUUACGCGUGUUUUCACGUGCACUGUCUCACCGGGAAUGAACAAAUAACUGAGCGACCAUUUACGCGUUUUCCGAGCACCACGCAAGUGUUUUGUGUACUAGGAGAAGAUAGCAAGUGUUCUGCGUUUGUCUAUGAACGGCAUCAUCUAUGAGCUACAAUGGAACGGAAUCAAAAAACUGUAAGAAUGCAGAUAAUCAUCUGUCUUUUGAUCAUUUUGGUUCAAGCAUCAACAGAAAAUGACAGUAACUUUAAGAUGUGUGGAACAUGGCGCCAUGGCAACGCAUCACGAACUCUGAAGUAUGAUUUGAAAACAGGCUGUGAGAAUAUUGCGAUUUCAGCCAGUGAGAGCACACUUUCUAUUCAGGGCAGUAUCACAGCCAAGUGCACACAAUCUUCGUCCAUUAAUCUAGAAUCAAACCCUCUUCAAAAUCAAAGUCAGUUCUGUGUGUUCUGGGAGCCGCUGCUGGACCUGCUGAUAGUGCAGGUGAAUGGAAAGAAACACACUCUUUGUCGACCAAAUGGCCUUCAAGAAAUGUGCUGCACUCACCUCUCACCAGAGCAUCAAGAAGCUGCUGCUCUGUAUGGUAUUGCGAAUGGCAGCAUCCACGGUGAUAUCCUCACAAAUGAUGUCAUGGGAAAUUAUACAUUUAGAGGACAUACAAUCGACUGCAAGAAGAAAUUGUGUGAUGAGGCAAGUACGAAGCCCAGUGGAGCAAACAUGAUAGAGGAAGCAGUGAUGAAAUCCAAUACAACAGGUCAGGUGAAUCUACUUUGUGCUCAGAGCAGAGUCAUUGAGAUGAACGAUGGUUUCACAGGACUCAAUUUCACUCUGCCAGGCCCUCGAACUGCAGCUGCAAACAGGACACCCUCAGUUUAUCUUCCCUCCUGCCUGAAAUCUAUGUCAAGGAGAAAAACCAAAGUGGUGUGUACUUACUUCAAAAACAAGGCCUUAUUUCAGGGGGGGUCGUCUGAUGCAGUUCUUCUGGAUGACAUAGUUGGACUCUCAGUGGAGAAUGAGACCAUCAAAAACCUCCCAGAACCUGUCAAAAUCAGGUUUCGUCACUCUACUCUCCCACUUAACCAUUCUAGAAGAUGUGUUUCAUGGGACACAAAAGAAGAUAUUGAAGUGACUUGGAGAUAUGACGGCUGUACGACUGUUGAUAUUAAUGAAAGAGAGACAGAAUGUCACUGUAAUCACCUCACAUACUUUGCCAUCCUUGUGCAAGUGGAACAGAAGGCUACAGUUCGCCAUCUAAAGGCUCUGACGUUCAUUACCGCUGUGGGCUGUGCCUUGUCCUUAGUUAGCUGUUUGGUUCUCUUCUAUUGGCUUUGUAAACGCAGAGGGAAGAAAACGCAGAUCUCACUGGUGCACCGUGGUCUAGUGGUGGCGAUAUUUCUUCUGUGCUUGUUCUUCAUUCUUACUGGUACACUGGCCAAUGUAGGAAAUGAAAUCGUCUGUAAGAUAACUGGAUCCCUUCUGCAUUAUGCGCUGCUCUGCACCCUAUGCUGGAUGGCCAUGGAAGUGUUUCACACAUUUUUGUUGAUCCGCAAGGUGUUCAACUCAACCCUCCCGACAUGGAUAUUUUACUUGGGAGGCUUUGGUCUCCCGGUUCUGCUUGUCGGUAUACUGCUCUCAGUAGGAGAUAUAUAUGGCGAAAGGAAUAUUGUACCAAGUGAUGAUGUCAACAAUCCUUACCACAUGUGCUGGAUGUUGAAGAAUGACAAGAGCCUAUUGGCUCAUUACAUCAUUAAUGUUGGCCUACUGGCUGUUGUGGUGAGCUCUGGUGCAGUCAUGCUUUUCGUUGUGGUGAGGGAGAUCCGCAACCGACCUGAUUGGAAGAAGAUUCAUGUGGCUUUUCUCAGUAUAUGGGGUCUCACCUGUCUGUUCGGCACAACUUGGGGUCUGGGUUUCCUGGAUUUUGGCCCCCUGUCAGAGGCCAUUCUCUUCCUCUUCUGCAUUAUCAAUUCCUUACAAGGAUUUUUUCUCAUGCUGCGAUACUAUGCUCUUGAUCGGAUGAAAAAUGAUGAUAGGUCCUUUUCGGAUAGGAGCAGUUCUGGAUCUUCAAAACAGCAAAUGUUACAGACUCAUGAAAAGAGUUAAAAGUCUGGUGAUGCUCAAACAGUGUUUCUCUGAAAUUGCCAAAUUUCACUUCUUUCAGAGAUGUUACAAUGAAAGAUUAUUCACAAAGGGCAUUUUAUUUUGUAAAGAUAUUUUCUCAUCCUGCAGGUCAGGGUGUGGUAUAUUCUUUAGAUGGCAUUGCACUGAUAUUGGGGACCAGAGUGCCAGGUAAUGGAGCAUAAAUGCUUUACCUGUCAUAAGCUGUAUUUCUGUAUUCAUAUGAUAGUUUGUCUCAGUCUUGCACUUUAGCUUUUUUACUGCUGUAUGAAACUGCUGUAUUCUUUGUGAGAUGUUAAUAGGAGUUCUUGCAAAUUGCUUUUAAUAAUGAAUAAAAAUAUA